Messenger RNA from Alnus glutinosa, 951 nucleotides. Its product is annotated as vascular-related unknown protein 1. The record is from RefSeq and is a predicted model, not a curated record. Gene Ontology annotation, biological process: xylem development. The transcript is spliced from 3 exons. The coding region runs from base 238 to 780 and encodes 180 amino acids. NCBI's taxonomy places the organism in Eukaryota, Viridiplantae, Streptophyta, Magnoliopsida, Fagales, Betulaceae.
CUCUCUCUCUCUCUCUCUCUCAACCUCUCCUUUGGUUUCUGUUGCAACUGCUGAUUAACUUCCCCACCACACCUGGCCCACAAUGAGAUUCUACAAAAUGGGUUCAUUUUUUUCCCAUCAUUAAUCAUCUAUCUUUCUCGAUCUGUUAUAAAUCCUUCUUUACAAAGAGGCUGCUCAACCCCGGCCUGGCAAGACAAAUCUAGCGUCUCUCUUUUAUUUAUUUUCUUUGUUAGAUUGAUGGAGAACUCCAUGAGUUCAUGUGUGAACAAACCUGUUGCUUCCAAAGGAACAACAAAAGACUGUCCUGAGGAGAGUGGUUGGACUGCAUACUUUGAAGAUUUCUCAAGUUAUAGAGAAAAUAGUUUCUCUUCUAGUUUAGGUACCUCUUCUUUGGUCUCUGAUGCUGCUUCUUCUGCUGCAUGGAAAAUCACCACCUACAACGAUCUGAAGACUCCUAAGAGAUUAUCUUUCAAGAAAACAAGAACCAAAGUAAUUUCUGUUGAUGAUUCUUUGGAGGAUACUGCCAGCUCUCCAGUUAAUAGUCCCAAGGUUAGUGAUUUGGAACGGCCAGUUGAUCAUAUGAAUCCUAGAAAGGCACAUCAUGAUCCUAUAAUUAGUUCUCUGGGAAAGGGAAGUGCUUUAGAGCAUUUUCCAGAACUCCAGGCAGAUGAAAGAAGCUGUGAAACGAACUUUAGUGGAAAGAACAAUGACAGUACAGAUUUAAGGAAGAGGGGGCUGUGCUUGGUUCCAUUGUCCAAGCUAGUUAACUAUUUUGGUUGAAAAUCUUUAUCACUGAAACAUAUCUCUCUCUCUCUCUCUCUCUCUCUCUCUCUCUCUCUCUCUCUCUCUCUCACCUCCUUCAUGUAAAACAACCAGUAGAAAUGUACAAAGAAACUUCCUGCAUGUCAACUUGUUGAUUAUAUAUAAUGGGUACUGCUAAACUCAUAUCUA